GGUUUUCUUAUCAUUUCCCCUAUGAUUUGUAGCGUUUAAAUGGCGUCCCAUGCUUUUUUGUCUAAAUUAUCCUUUAUAAUCUCACUAUUCAUGAGUCCUAGUUUGGAUUGGAUUGGAGAAGUUGGAAGGAAAGGCAAGGAGAAUGAGGAAGAAAUGCUUUAUUAUUGGGGAAGGUGGGGUGGGGCCGCUGUUCAAGAGGGAGAUUUGCUUGGCUGGCCGUGUUUUCAGCUGACAGAUGAGACAAAAGCACUGGCGAUGGGAGAAGGAAAGGAGGAGAAAGUGCAGGGAUGAUAAAAAAAAAGGGCAUGAAAAAGGGUGAUUUUUCUUCUUUCUCUGGUUGUUUCUUUGAGUUUGAGGGAUUGUGCUUUAUUCAAAUGGUUGUGCCAGCGAAUCGAUUGUGUUGGGAGAGGAGUGGGUCUGGGGGAAACUAGGAUGAGGGAGCAAGGGAAUCAAGGUCCACAACCGGUUUGAAUCGGAAGGGGAAACUGGGAUGAGUGCGCCGGAAUCAGUGAAGGAUGAUUCAAGCAUGGAAGAUGAUAAUUUGUGGGUUGAAAAUUGGAAACCAGGAAUUGGUACCAUUCUUACACUCUUGACUUGAUGAAUUUUUUAGGUGGAAAUGGUUAAGAUGUUGAGAAUUGUUUGGGAUCUCUUUUUCUUUCUUUUUCAGUGAACCAAACAAAUGGUAAGAACCAAACUACGACAUGUAGAAGCAUUCUUACAUUGUCUACUUUAGUUUACAUUUCUACUUUUCUUAGACUAUUUUUUCUCCAAUUUAAUUUCAGGAAACUAUGUACUUCAUUGUUUCUGCAUAAAUGCUGCUUUAGAUGCAAUUAUUUUCUUCACUCUUUUUUCUAAAUUUACUGGGAAGUGUUUUUGAAUUUGACAUGGUGAAGCAGUGGGAAGACAAUGAU
Rubroshorea leprosula is the source of this 911-nucleotide messenger RNA. The record is from the annotation of a GenBank genome assembly. NCBI's taxonomy places the organism in Eukaryota, Viridiplantae, Streptophyta, Magnoliopsida, Malvales, Dipterocarpaceae.